GCCGGUGCCGGGGCGAUGGCGGGGCCGGUGCUGGCGCUGGCGGCGGCCGCGGGGCUGUGGGCGCGGGGGGCGGCGGGCGCCGAGGUGGCGGCGGCGCGUCCCGGAGCGCUGGAGGAGGAGAUCGUGUCCGAGAAGGCGGCGGAGGAGAGUCACCGCCAGGACAGCGCCAACCUGCUCGUUUUCAUCCUGCUGCUCACCCUCACCAUCCUCACCAUCUGGCUCUUCAAGCACCGCCGCGCUCGCUUCCUUCACGAGACCGGGCUGGCCAUGAUCUACGGUGUCCUGGUUGGCGUGGUCCUGCGCUACGGCAUCCACGUCCCCAGCGACGUCAACAACGUCACCCUGAGCUGCCAGGUGCAGAGCAGCCCGGCCACGCUGCUGGUGAACGUCAGUGGCAAGUUCUAUGAGUACACCCUGAAGGGGGAGAUCAGUGCCCAGGAGCUCAACAAUGUCCAGGAUAAUGAGAUGCUGAGGAAGGUGACUUUUGAUCCUGAAGUAUUCUUCAACAUUUUGCUUCCCCCCAUUAUAUUUUAUGCAGGCUACAGCUUGAAAAGGAGGCACUUCUUCAGAAACUUGGGAUCCAUCCUGGCAUAUGCUUUCCUCGGCACUGCCAUUUCCUGCCUUGUGAUUGGCUCCGUGGUGUACGGCUGCGUGGCGCUGAUGAAAGUCACCGGGCAGCUGGGGGGAGAUUUCUACUUCACUGACUGCCUCCUGUUUGGGGCCAUCGUGUCAGCCACUGACCCAGUGACUGUCCUUGCCAUAUUCCAUGAGCUCCAGGUGGAUGUGGAGCUGUAUGCCCUUCUCUUUGGCGAAAGCGUCCUCAAUGAUGCCGUUGCCAUCGUGCUGUCUUCCUCAAUAGUUGCGUAUCAGCCAGCGGGUGACAACAGCCACACGUUUGAUGUCACGGCAAUGUUCAAGUCCAUCGGGAUCUUCCUGGGGAUAUUCAGUGGAUCUUUUGCAAUGGGAGCAGCUACUGGAGUUGUGACAGCUUUAGUCACCAAGUUCACCAAACUUCGGGAGUUCCCCUUGCUGGAGACUGGCUUGUUCUUCUUGAUGUCCUGGAGCACGUUCCUGCUGGCUGAAGCGUGUGGCUUUACAGGUGUGGUGGCUGUGCUCUUCUGUGGGAUCACACAGGCCCAUUAUACCUAUAACAACUUAUCUACAGAGUCCCAACACAGAACUAAGCAGUUGUUUGAGCUUCUGAAUUUCUUGGCAGAAAACUUCAUCUUCUCCUACAUGGGACUUGCACUGUUCACCUUCCAGAACCAUGUCUUCAAUCCUACCUUCGUGGUGGGGGCCUUUCUUGCUAUCUUCCUAGGAAGAGCUGCCAAUAUUUACCCAUUGUCAUUUUUACUGAAUUUGGGAAGAAGAAAUAAGAUUGGAACGAAUUUGCAGCACAUGAUGAUGUUUGCUGGGCUGCGCGGAGCCAUGGCCUUCGCGCUGGCCAUCCGCGACACGGCCACCUACGCGCGGCAGAUGAUGUUCAGCACCACCCUGCUCAUCGUCUUCUUCACCGUCUGGGUGUUCGGUGGGGGCACCACGGCCAUGCUCUCCUGCCUCAACAUCCGGGUCGGUGUGGACGCGGAUCAGGAGAACGUGGGUGUCCCAGAGAGCGAGAGGAGGAGCACGAAGGCUGAAAGCGCUUGGCUUUUCCGCAUGUGGUACAACUUCGACCACAACUACCUAAAGCCUCUCCUGACACACAGUGGUCCCCCUCUGACCACCACACUCCCCGGGUGCUGUGGGCCUGUUGCCCGGUGCCUGACGAGCCCCCAGGCGUACGAGAACCAAGAGCAGCUGAAGGACGACGACUCCGACCUCAUCCUCAACGACGGCGACAUCAGCCUGACGUACGGGGACUCGGCGGUCAACGCCGACUCGGUGGCGUCCAGCGGCGCCUCCCGGCGCUUCGUGGGCAACAGCUCGGAGGAUGCCCUGGACCGGGAGCUGGCCUUUGGGGACCACGAGCUGGUGAUCCGGGGGACGCGCCUGGUGCUGCCCAUGGACGACUCGGAGCCGCCGUCGAACGUCCUGGACAGCGCCAGGCACGGUCCGGCCUAAGGUCGCUCGGUUUCAUUGACAGUAAUAUUUGCAUAUAUGAUCAAGAAGUAUGUACUACCUAAAGUCUAAUGCAUGUCUCAAAAUGUCUAAGCUGUAUAAAUAUUAUUUAUAUGGUGUCAAAAGAAUUUAAAUAUUCUCUGCCAAGCACUUGUAAAGAACAAGCUGCAAAUUUAAGUUAAAAACUGUGUUGACUGCACUAUGUAGGGUGGAACUGUUUUAGCGUCAGAGUCUUUUGCACACAGUGAGCUUCGUUAAUGUGUGAUUUGAUGAAGGGUUUAGUUCCCAGCGGGUGAGUAAAGGAGCUGUGACUUCCUGUUCAUCCUUUGAACCUGGCAGAGGAGGGUAGGGAGUUGCUGGUGAGCAGUGGAAAUUGCUUUCUAGUCUGAUGAGGAUUGUUGAGUUUCUUUUGGUCUCUGAUCUUUGGAUAGUCACGUUUGAAAUAUCAGCAAAAAAUCUGCUCACAGACCCUCUCGCCAGGCAGUGGAUGGUGAUAAACUUGUUUCACUGUGGGAACCUGGAGACUUUCUGCUUCUGAGGGACCCUCUGCCCAAGCCCUGCUUUAGUGGGCUCAUGGCAGACCCCAGCCAAAGCUGGCAGCAAGGGCUGCGGGCGUCCGGCUGCUGGGAUGGGAGCAGGAGAGAGGGAUGGUUGGUGUCUGUAGUUGUGUUCAGGAGAAGGAGGCCAUCCCACAGAAACUACACCAGGCGUGCACAGAUUUUAGGUCUCAGUUCAUCUUUCAGCUGUGGCUCAAGCAGCUUUCUUGAACCAGCCAUCAAAUCCUCUUUUGGCAACUAAAUUUCACGUCUGGGAAGCGGCCGUGUGGUCGCGCGGGCGAGUCCCUGUCCUGCGGUCACAGAUGUAGCCAAGGUGUGCAGAGCUGCUGCAGCUGCACAUGGGGCUGUGCAGCACAGCCAGCCUCAAACUCCAGCUUUAAGGCUGCAGAUCCAGACGGUACCUGCGGAGCUCUCCAGAGGCAUCCAGCUGGUACUGAAGGGGAGCCGUCCAUCCGUCCGUCUGUCCUCCCGCAGAGUCAGAAACCAUUGCACUUUGUUUGGUAACUCCUUAGCAUGCUGUGUGUCUGCAGUCCCCACCCGACCUUUCUUGUGUCUCUUAUCAUUUAUUGAGAAAUGUUUGUGAGUUGAUUUUUGGUUUUAAUUUACGUUUUUUAUUUUUCAAGGAAGAGCACAGAACAAUUUGCGAUUUCACACUAGUGUUAAAGGAUUUAUUCUGUAGUUAUGGGAAUGGCUAAAGGUGCAGUGAAACUGCUAACCCUGACAUCUUUUGUAUCCUGGAAAGGGGGAAUCAUGAAAAUUUACUGUAUGUAAUUUUAUUGUCUAUUUUAUCUACAGUUUUUCUAUACAAACCUUUCAGGGUUACUGGUGCACUACAGGCCCAUUCUGGAGUUAACCCUCUCCAGAGGGCUUAAACAGAGGUAUUUAAAAUGAAAAUACAUGAAAGAGAGCCAGGUGAGUCCGAGCACUCACAGCUCCCAUUAGCUGUCUUUGGAACAAACUCUGCAUCUCUCAGGAUCUGACCCUGAGACCUCAGAGCAGUGUCUCCACAGCUGCUUUCCCCAGCACCACCUGAGAGUUGGAGGAGACAGAAAAUCCUGAAGUUUCAAGUGUAUAUGUAUAGCUGAGAAAAUAAAUUACACUAUUUGUUUAUUUUGUUUUUUCAUUUUCUCAGGUCUAAUUAACAUUGCCUUAAAUUUAUGGAUGUGAAACGAUAAUUAUUUUGGCAGUUUAUCCCCAAGAAAAUGCUUUCUUUUUCCUUCUGAACAAAAUGUGUAAGUGUUGCCAUAGGACUUCCCUAGAAGGGAGGUAAUGCUCUGUUUAUAUUUGGAUAUAUUUGGGGCAUCUUCCUUGCACCUGUAAAUGGCAUCCCGCUGUUAACAAAGCUGUUGGAUUAGCACUGGCCUUUGUUUCCUACUAUGCAGGAAUUCCAUAAAGUGAGUGUGCAUUUUAUAUGAUGUCUGUAACUUAACUUCAUGUGUUUAAAAAAAAAAACAAAAAAAAGGAGAAAAAAAGAAGAGUAGAAACCUGUUGAUUUUAGGUUUACUGCAUCACUUCUACAUCCUGUUUUUUGUCCGUUCUGCC
Molecule: messenger RNA, 4157 nt
Organism: Serinus canaria (Common canary)
Lineage: Eukaryota; Metazoa; Chordata; Aves; Passeriformes; Fringillidae
Gene: SLC9A6
Product: solute carrier family 9 member A6
Exons: 16
Coding region: 16-2061 (681 amino acids)
Biological process (GO): proton transmembrane transport; sodium ion transport; regulation of pH
Cellular component (GO): membrane; recycling endosome
Molecular function (GO): sodium:proton antiporter activity
Source: RefSeq, a predicted model, not a curated record